GUCAGUGAUGACGGUAAAAAAGUCAAGAGGUCAAGGCCGUUAGCAGAACCAAAACAGAUAGAUGAGAGGACAAUUUAUGUGGAGUGCCUCCCCCACCAUGUGGACCACAUGUGGGUCAGACGAAUGUUUUCCACCUGUGGUGAGGUUCUGUAUGUCAGCAUUCCCCGCUACAAGACCACAGGGGACCCUAAAGGGUUUGCCUUUGUGGAGUUUGACACAGUGGAAGCUGCAAAAAAGGCCUGUGAGGAGCUCAAUAAUCCCCCAGUCGAAGCUGAUGGCCAACCAGGAAAGUUUCCGAAGACUAGAAAACAGUUAUUACAGCUCCAGCGGAAAUUAGGAUCCAAAGCUGAGGAGGCUGAAGGCUUAGAGACGGGGUCACUACCUUGUGAAAGUAAGGAUAUCAAAGACAUCAAGCCAGGGGAGUCACCGACAAAGCUGUCAAAGCGGCAGAGGAGGAGGAGACGGCAAACUAGUGAAAGUAGUGUGGACGGUACAGAGUUAUCUCCCAUGAAACAACGUAAAACAGUCAGUAUAGAAAGUGAUCACAAAACUAAAAUUGAAACAAAUGUCGAAGUUCUAGGAGAUAAAAGUAGUGAAAUAUCAGACAAAAACAAAACCGUUGAGGAAACAAAAGUGUCGGCUUGUGGUGAAAAAUCAGAGGAGGAAGACAAUGAAAAAGUAAAAAAGGUCAAGAAAAGGAAAAAUAGAACUCAGUCUGAUGCCAGUGUUUCAAUGACUGAUAGUGAAGUAGAUGUUGGUGUCAACGUAGACAAAGGUCAGAGUGCGGCUAAGACAGGUAAACUCAGUGAAGGUCAAGGUCAGGUGUCCGAUUCAUCAUCAACUGAAGUGAGGAAGAGGAAGGCAGAAGGUGAGUCAUCAACAGAUGAAGUGAAAAAGAGGAAAGUCGAGAUAACAUCGGUUACUGAUCAGGAGGAAAUAGGUGCCAAGAAAAGAAAAACGACUCCAUCGAAAAAGAGGAAAAGGAAAAAGAAGAAACAGAAGGGAAAGGAUGUACCGGAGCUGAGAGUGAUAUCAAAGAAGGAGUGGCUGGACCUGCGCAGUGAGUACCUCUCCCUGCAGAAAAAGAGUAUGACCAAUCUUAAACAGACCUUAUCUAGGAUCAGGAGGGAUGAUGACCAGUCAGGUCAAACAGUGAUUGGUCAGGAACAUGCCAUCACAGAGAAACCAGUCAAGGAGGCACAACCUGUCUCACAGAUGAAAUCUAAAGUUGAAUUUGUUUCGAACGUGAUUGUCAAGGUCAAGUCUCCUCACCCAUUCUCACGCAAGCAGAUCAAGGAGUACUUUGGAGAAGAAGGGGGUGUAGCCUAUGUAGAUUUAAUUGAAGGUGACUGUAGUGGAUACAUCAGAUUCAAGGACUCCGAGAGUGCCAAAAAGGCUGCUAAUGCCCAACCAGAGAACUACACUUUCUUUCUCCUACAAGGAGAAGAUGAAAGUGUAUACUGGAGUAAGUUACAGUCCGACCGUGAUGCUAAACUGAGCAACAAGAACAAGCCAAAGAAGCGAGGAACUCAGAAGUUGGUGGACAAGGUACAGAAGAUCAACAAAGAAAAUGUCCAGAGAAAACACAUUCUAUUUGAUGAUUGACCACUCAAAUCACAGUUGUUUAUAUAAAAGGGAAUGAUAACAAGCCUUGACAAAAUAUUUAAAGGCCUGCAGUUAUGCCUAAAAGUAUAGGGCCCCACAGUAGCCACCUUAGCUGUCAGGAAAGACUUGCUAGAUUUGCCUGAUUACAAGUAAAAAUCAUGUCUUUUGUAAAAAGAGCAGCUUAUUUUGCUGAAACUAGUGCUAAUUGUUCCUAAUUUGUUGUCGGUGUGUGGAUGUUUUUGUACUAUGUACUUGCAGUGCUGAUCUGAUCAGUAUAGUGGAAAUGUGUCCUUGAUAACAUUGUGCUUACUGGCUAACAGGAUUUUAUUUCAGUGUGGUGUAAAUAAAGACUGGUCCUGUUUAAUAGCUGUAUGAUAUAUUGUGCUAAUAAGCAAUAACAUACCAGAGAUUAUAAACUUAAGAUGAACCAUAUGCUGUAAAACUAAGAACCAACGUUUUGUUUUUGUGAAUUCUUGUACAUUAGCAAGUGUUUUGCCCAGUAGAAAGAAUCUUUCCUUGUGAACAUCAACGCAUAACAUAUUGUGUCUGUAUUUUGGUCUCUUGGGGUUUGUUAUAACAAUGUUUAAUGUGUUCUUGCUUUUGAAAAUUAUGAAUUUAUCAGGGCGUUCUGAGUUUUGUGAGAAAAUUUAACCGACCCAGUUUUUUUAUUGGGAUUAAUUUGCCUCGACCCCAUUCUCAUGUUUAUGUGGUGCAUAUAUUGAUCCAUUUUCAUUGUGUUCAAUUGUUGAAUGACUUUUUUUCAUGUUAAAUGGUUAAUAAAAUUUCAUAUGA
This is a messenger RNA of Mizuhopecten yessoensis (Yesso scallop), 2397 nucleotides long. Its product is annotated as la-related protein 7-like. The record is from RefSeq and is a predicted model, not a curated record. NCBI's taxonomy places the organism in Eukaryota, Metazoa, Mollusca, Bivalvia, Pectinida, Pectinidae. The annotation marks the transcript as partial. The transcript has 9 exons. Gene Ontology annotation, molecular function: RNA binding.